CCCCCCCCCCAAGAAGAAAAGAAAGAAACACUCUCACACAGCCAUUGUUCCCAAAUCGAAGAAGAAGAAGAAGACCAAACGGUUUGGUAAUGAGAUAAAGCUUUGAACACUUUAACAGCUAAAGCUUUCUGGGUCUAACGUUCUUCCUCGUCUAGCAAGGAAAACUCUCUGCUUUUGUCAAAAACAAAAAAAAAAGGUUCCGAGUUUGAGAGAUGACGUCACCAAGUUUGCUACUUGAGGCUCACUUCUUGCACAUUCCAAAGCAGGCGAGUCUCAGUCUCAGUCAUGGAGAUUGGAAGAAAGAGAUUGGUUUGAGAAGUGAUGUUUAUCAUAUGAGAUGCCCUGCCUUGCAGAGUAGUACUAGUCUCUGCAUCCAACCUGUUGAUGAUCUUUCCGAGAGAAGAACGGUUCUCUCAUCAGACGGACCAAUCACGGAGAACAAACAAGACGCGAACAACGACAUCCUCCACAGCCUCUGCAGCUACGGGAAGCUAACAGACGCCUCCAAACUCGUCGAGGUCAUGGCUCGUCACAACCAACUCCCUCAUUUCCCUUCCUGCACCAACCUAGUCCGCGGCCUAGCAAGAAUCGACCAAACCGACAAAGCAAUAUGCAUACUAAAAAUCAUGGUGAUGUCCGGUGGAGUUCCGGACACCAUCACCUACAACAUGGUCAUCGGAAACCUCUGCAAGAGAAAUGAUCUGAGAUCCGCUCUGCUCCUAUUACAAGACAUGAGCUCGAGCGGGACCUCUCCUGACGUGAUCACUUACAACACGUUGAUCCGCUGCAUGUUCGACAACGGUGAAUACGAGGAAGCUAUCGGGUUUUGGAAACACCAGCUGAGGAGCGGCUGUCCUCCUUACAUGAUAACCUUCACUGUCCUUGUGGAGCUCGUGUGCAGGUACUGCGGAAGCGCUAGAGCCAUGGAGGUGUUGGAAGACAUGGCGGUGGAAGGUUGUUACCCCGACAUCGUCACGUAUAACUCUCUUGUCAACUUUAACUGCAGGCGAGGGACUCUAGAGGACGUGGCGUUGGUGAUUCAGCACAUCGUCUCUCACGGAGUUGAGCUCAACACCGUCACUUACAACACGCUUCUGCACUCUCUCUGCUCUCGUGGAUACUGGGACGAGGUCGAUGAGAUUCUGAGCAUCAUGUGCGAGACUUGUUACUCUCCCACGGUUAUCACUUACAACAUUCUGAUCAACGGUUUGUGCAAGGCGGGGCUUCUGAGCCGUGCGAUCGAUUUCUACUACCGGAUGGUGGAGCAGAGGUGUUCGCCUGAUAUCGUCACUUACAAUACUAUUCUUGGAGCAAUGUCUAAAGAAGGGAUGGUCAAGGAGGCGAUGGUGCUGCUUGGUUUGCUGAGGAAGACUAGGUGUUGUUCUCCGGGGUUGAUCACUUACAACUCUGUGAUCGAUGGGUUGGCUAGGAAAGGUAUGAUGGAGAAAGCCUUGGAGAUGUACGAUCAGAUGGUGGAGGCUGGAGUCUCUCCUGAUGAUAUAACGCGCCGGUCUUUGAUCUACGGUUUCUGCAGGGCGAACCUGGUUGAAGAAGCGAGUCAGGUUUUGAAGGAGACGAGUGAUAGAGGGAAUGGGAUCAGAGGGAGUACUUAUAGGUUGGUGAUCCAGGGGCUGUGCAAGAAGGGAGAGAUGGAGAUGGCUGUGAAGGUUGUUGAGAUAAUGCUGACUAGUGGAUGUAAGCCUGAUGAGAGUGUAUAUGCUGCGAUUGUUAGAGGUGUGGAGGAGAUGGGGAUGGGAAGUGAGGCUGGUGAGUUGCGGAAGAAGCUUAGGGAGUGGAAACUAUUGAGAGAAACGUAGAAAAAUGUGGUUCAGAGGCUUUUCUUUUUGUUUUGUUGGUUGCUUUGGUGUACAGGAAACAAGUUUUGUUAAGUUUGAAAUGGUUUUGGAAUUAGAGAUAGCUUAUGUCUUCUCCAAUAGCUCUAGUUAUGUUCCAGUGUCUUGUUAUGGUUCUGGUCACUCUUUUGCGUUUCCUUUUCUUAACUGUAUGAUCUGCAGCUUCAGGUUUCAAGUUUUAUGUCAACUA
Molecule: messenger RNA, 2043 nt
Organism: Raphanus sativus (radish)
Lineage: Eukaryota; Viridiplantae; Streptophyta; Magnoliopsida; Brassicales; Brassicaceae
Product: pentatricopeptide repeat-containing protein At1g08610
Exons: 2
Coding region: 213-1817 (534 amino acids)
Molecular function (GO): protein binding
Source: RefSeq, a predicted model, not a curated record